Molecule: messenger RNA, 735 nt
Organism: Podospora pseudopauciseta
Lineage: Eukaryota; Fungi; Ascomycota; Sordariomycetes; Sordariales; Podosporaceae
Exons: 2
Coding region: 1-735 (244 amino acids)
Biological process (GO): carbohydrate metabolic process
Molecular function (GO): cellulase activity
Source: RefSeq, a predicted model, not a curated record
AUGCUCCUACUCUACCACCACCUCCUCUGCCUCCUCACCCUCCGCCACCAUGCCCUCGUCAAAGCCCAAACAGUAGCAAAGACCUACACAGGCUGGGACUGCUGCAAACCCAUCUGCGCCAGCACCGACAACCGCCCCUCCCUCCUCACCACCCGCGGCGCCGUCCGCGUCUGCAACAGAUCCAACCAGCCCCUCCCCACCACCGCCGGCGUCUCAGCCGUGACGGGCUGCCAGCCCGGCGUAAACACCAACACCGCCGCCUACCUCUGCGACACGUACCAGCCCAUUCCCAUCUCCAACGACCUCUCCUACGGCUUUGCGAUCCAGGUCCAGGACAGUCAAGCAGCUGACCAUCCUAAUUGCUGUAAAUGCUAUCAAUUGCGGUGGUUGACUGGGGCGGCAGCGAAUAAAACGAUGAUUGUACAAGUUGUUACCCCUGGGGGUGCGGGGGGGGAUGUCAAAAGGGGCGACAUGAUUAUUUUGACUCCGGGAGGGGGGGUAGGGCCGCUGGGGCAGGGGGGGUGUAAUGGGAUGUAUGGGGGGGGUUACAACUGGGGGGGUGCACAGGGGGGGGUGAGGAAUAGGCAGGAGUGUGAGAGGUUGCCGGGGGGGUUGUGGGGGGGUUGUUAUUGGAGGUGGAAUUGGGCCGGGGGGGUGGUGAAUGGGUGGGAUGUGGUUUAUCAUCAGGUUGAGUGUCCGGGGCGGUUGGUAGGGAUUUCGGGGUGUGUGGCUUGA